Megalops cyprinoides (Indo-Pacific tarpon) is the source of this 3562-nucleotide messenger RNA. Its product is annotated as protein diaphanous homolog 3-like. Gene Ontology annotation, biological process: actin filament polymerization; actin cytoskeleton organization. The coding region runs from base 1 to 3462 and encodes 1153 amino acids. Gene Ontology annotation, cellular component: actin filament; cytoplasm. The record is from RefSeq and is a predicted model, not a curated record. The transcript has 29 exons. Gene Ontology annotation, molecular function: actin binding; small GTPase binding; microtubule binding. Lineage: Eukaryota; Metazoa; Chordata; Actinopteri; Elopiformes; Megalopidae.
AUGCGACUGGCCGUGGGAGCUCCCACCAGGCCCUUAAAUAUUAGAACCCUUACGGACGAUGUGCUGGACAGGUUUGCCAGCAUCCGCAUCCCUGGCAGCAAGAAGGAGCGACCGCACCUGGCCCAUGUCAAACACUCCACCUCCAGCGACUGGUCUGCCUCCUCCCAGCUCGAGGACCUGUCGGCCAAAAUCACCUCGGAGAAGGAGAUCCUGGCCUUGUUUGAGAAGAUGAUGGAGGAUAUGAACUUAAAUGAAGACAAGAAAGCCCCUUUAAGGGAGAAGGAGCUCACCAUGAAGAAAGAGAUGGUCAUUCAGUACAUCAUCACAGCCUCUAAAACAGGUGGCCUGAGGAGCAGCCAUCAGAUCCAUCCGCAGGAGUUUCUGAACGAGCUGAAAGCGGGCGUGGCGGGCGAGAGGCUCGUUGCCUGCCUGGACUCCCUUCGGGUCUCGCUGACCAGCAAUCCUGUCAGCUGGGUGCAGAGCUUUGGACAUGAAGGCCUGGGUCUGCUGCUGGACACUCUGGAGAGGCUGCUCCACAGGAAACAGCCGGAAAGCGUGGACAGAAAGAGCCAGCACAAAGUGAUCCAAUGCCUGAAAGCCUUCAUGAACAACAAGUAUGGCCUGGAGAGGAUCCUGAGCGAGGAGAAGAGCCUGACGCUGCUGGCCCAGGCCAUGGACCCCAGCCAGCCCGCCAUGAUGACGGACGCGGUCAAGCUGCUGUCGGCCAUCUGCAUCGUGGGCGAGGAGAACACUUUGGAGAAGGUCCUUGAAGCCAUAACUAUUGCAGGGGAGCGGAGGAGCAUUGAGAGGUUCAGCCCCAUUGUUGAAGGUCUCCGCGAUCGCUCCGUGCAAUUACAAGUUGCCUGCAUGCAGCUCAUUAACGCCCUGGUCACAUCUCCUGAUGAGCUGGACUUCAGAAUGCACAUCAGGAAUGAAUUCAUGCGGUGUGGACUGAGGGAGAUAUUGCCGCGUCUGAAUGCUAUCAGGAGCGACGCGCUGGACAUUCAGCUGCGGGUGCACGACGAACACAAGGAGGAGGACAUGAUGGAGUUCUUCCACAGACUGGAGGACAUUAAGGGCGAGCUGGACGAUGUGGGGGACGUUUACAACAUGGUCGUGAGCACGGUGAAGAACACCAGCGCCGAGGGCCACUUCCUCUCCAUCCUGCAGCACCUCAUGCUCGUCCGGAACGACUACUUCGUCCGGCCUCAGUACUUCAGGAUUAUAGACGAGUGCGUCUCUCAGAUCGUGCUCCAUCGCAGCGGCACCGAUCCAGACUUCUCUUACCGAAAGCGGCUGGACGUGGACUUCACUCACCUCAUAGAGGUGUGUGUGGACAAAGCGCGAGCUGAUGAGUUUGAGCAGAGGGCUUUGGAACUGGCACAGAAGUUCGACGAGGAGUUCAUGGGCAGGCAGGAAGCCGAAGCGCAGCUGCUGAAGAAGGACGAGAAGAUCAACGAGCUGGAGGCAGAGCUGCAGGCCUUCAGGUCCCAGUUCGGAGCGGUGCCGGUCGGGAUCGGCACCGCCCAGCCAGCGCGGGACUUAUCCUCGGCGCCGCCCCCUCCCCCCCCUCCUCCGGGGGCUUCCGCACCCCCUCCGCCCCCACCCCCGCCUCCUCUCCCGGGCUGUGGCCCCAUCCCCCCGCCCCCCUUCCUCCACGCCUCCGGAGUGCCUCCCCUGGGUGCCCCCCCUCCGCCCCCCCUGGGGCUCGGGGGAGGGCUGUCCUCGCCCCCCCACGCUCUGCCUUUCGGCCUGAGGCCCAAGAAGGAGUUCAAGCCUGAGAUCUCCAUGAGGCGCCUCAACUGGUCCAAGAUCCGACCUCAGGAGAUGUCCGAGAGCUGCUUCUGGGUAGUGGCAAAUGAAGACAAAUACGAGAACGCUGACCUGCUCGCCAAGCUCGCUCAUACCUUUGGUUCGCAGAAACUAGCCAAAGCCAAGAAGGAGGAGGAAGAGCUGGAGGAGAAGAGAUCCAUCAAGAAGAGGAUCAAAGAGCUCAAAGUCUUAGAUCCGAAGAUCGCUCAGAACCUCUCCAUCUUCCUGGGCUCCUUCCGGAUGCCCUACCAGGAGAUCAGGAGGAUCGUGCUGGAGGUGGACGAGGAGCAGCUGACGGAGCCCAUGAUACAGAACCUGGUGAAGCACCUUCCAGAGCAGGAGCAACUGAAUGCUUUGGUGAAGUACAAGAGCGACUACGCAAACCUGUCCGAGCCGGAGCAGUUCGGGGUGGUGAUGAGCAGCGUGAAGAGGCUCCGGCCACGCCUCAACUCCAUCCUCUUCAAGCUGCAGUUCGAGGAGCAGGUCAACAACAUCCGGCCCGACAUCAUGGCGGUGAACGCCGCCUGCGAGGAGGUCCGCAAGAGCCGCAGCUUCGGCCGGCUGCUGGAGCUGGUGCUGCUCAUGGGGAACUACAUGAACGCCGGCUCCCGCAACGCCCAGUCCUACGGCUUCGACCUCAGCUCGCUCUGCAAACUGAAGGACACCAAAUCCGCAGACCAGAAGCAGACCCUGCUGCACUUCCUGGCUGAGACGUGCGAGGAGAGGUUCCCCGAGGUGCUCAAGUUUCCGGAGGACCUGCAGCACGUGGACAGAGCCAGCAGAGUGUCAGCGGAGAGCCUGGAGCGGAGCCUGAAGCAGAUGGAGAGGCAGCUCGCGCAGCUGGAGAAAGACCUGGAGACCUUCUCCUGCCCUGACGACGCGCAGGACAUGUUCGUGACCAAGAUGUCCAGCUUUGCCCUGCACGCGCGUGAGCAGUACCAGAAGCUGCUUAUCAUGCACAGCAACAUGGGGACCCUGUACCAGAACAUGAUGCAGUACUUCGCCAUCGACCCCAAGAAGACCUCCGUCGAGGAGUUCUUCACCGACUUGAGCAACUUCCGCUCCAUGUUCACGCAAGCGGUGCGGGAGAACACGCGGAGACGCGAGGCAGAGGAGAAGCAGCGAAGGGCGCGGGCGGCCAAGGAGAAGGCGGAGCGGGAGAAGCAGGAGAGGCAGCAGAAGAAGAAGCGUCUCCUGGAGGUGAACGCGGAAAACGAUGAGACCGGAGUGAUGGAUAGCUUGCUGGAGGCCCUGCAGUCGGGAGCGGCGUUCAGAGACCGGCGGAAGCGUGUGCCCAGGAGCAGAGAUGUCCGGGAAAGCCUCAGUCCUCAGCGGCCUGUUUUGAAGCCUUGUAACCAUGAAAACCAGAAGGCACCUUUGCAAAGGUCACGGUCUCGGCAGAAUAUCAAUUUCAACUCGACAAGAGCGCCCAUCGCCAAGGAUCUUAAUUACGAGGCUGAUCCUCAUUCAUCUGCAGCCCGCAGCAAAGCACCAGCGAAACAGGAGGCCCACAACAACGCAGCCAGCAGAGAGAGGGAGAAGGAGAGGGAGAGGGAGAGGGAGAAGGAUGGAGAGGCACAGCCUGUUACCUGCCCCUCUAAUGGAGAGAGUGAUGUGGAGGCCCUCCUUGCCAGAUUGAGGGCCCUGUAGUAUGUUCCAGGGUGUACUCCCCACCUGUCUUUUUACCCGUAGGGGUGGUCUACACACACGCACACACACACGCGCAAACACACACUCACACAUACACACA